Molecule: messenger RNA, 1936 nt
Organism: Pecten maximus
Lineage: Eukaryota; Metazoa; Mollusca; Bivalvia; Pectinida; Pectinidae
Exons: 5
Coding region: 76-999 (307 amino acids)
Cellular component (GO): acetylcholine-gated channel complex
Source: RefSeq, a predicted model, not a curated record
AACAUUUUACCUGUGGGUUGAUAGCUGUAUUAUCCUUAACUGGCCAAGUAUAUUGUUUGAAAACAUCGCGCUAACAUGGCUUCCUGUUAUAUCUACCUGGCGGUUUUAACAGUCUUGGUUGAUAAUGGUCUCGCUAGUACACGGCGCCCCGGAGCAACUACCUUACGGCCGGGGGCGACAGCAACACCGUCCCCACCCUGCAUGGUCCCGUCCAACAACCCUACGAAGGAGUGGCUGAAAGAGAAAUUCCCCAACCCCCGGGUAAACGUCACGCUGUGCGGCCGAGAAUGCAUGCAAUCCUGGGUGUGCGAUCCUUCCGGGAUACUCAAACCCCGCGACGCCGACGUACUGGAUGAGAAGAUUGAUGCCAUCGCCACCAACGGUAUAUGUGGCUGCAGAAAAUGUGUGGACGGACAGGAUGGCUACAAAAUCGGGGUGGCGCUCGUACGAAAGAUGGCAGUACAUUCUUUCGUCCUCUCACAAAAUGUCGAUAAAGAAAAUAUGGCUAUUGAGUUCUCCGCCUAUCUAAGGUCGGUGUCCUGGAAGUUUGGUAACUGUGACAAUAACAUCGUAAUUUUCUACUCGCAAGAGGACAGAAAGGUGAUGACAUCGACAAGUUCGAGAGUUGAGAGCGUCCUUUCAGUGAACUGUACCGGGGAUAUCUUUAAUGAGGCCAAACCUAUGUUUAGAGAUGAUCGCGUGUUUGAGGCGCUGGACCACAUGGUUACUCGAUAUGGACAAGUCCUUCGAACUGGCAAAUGUUACCCGCCUGCAGAACACGUGGAGCUGGGAGUUGGCAUGAUAAUACUCAUUGUCAUUAUCUGCUUCUUCGUUGUGAUCAUGGCCAUCAUUGGAGGAGUGUGCGGUUGGCGGAGAAGCCAUGGCGGCUACCACAGGGGUAGGUCAAAUGACCCGGACAAGAACCGUGAGGACAAACCGGAAACAUUCACUGGUGGAGAAACUGGAGACGGAGGUGGGGUAGCUGGUGGGUCAUUCUAGAAUAUGGCGUCAUAGCGAAAUCAAGUUCAAUUGACAGUUUGGUCACUUUAAAUAUUGAUCAAAUUCCAAAUUAGGUACAUAUGUAACUGACAAAUUACUAAUAAUAUACUUGUUAUUUUGAGAGAAUCUUUUUGUAAAUUCAGUUAUUUCAUUAUUCACAGCUCUUAUAAAUAUUAUACAGUAGCUUCUCACGCUCAAGUUUAGAGCAUAUCUUAGUUCAGUUCAUUUUAUAGGUUUUCUAUAUGUCCUUUUCGUAAUUGUUUAUAACAAACGUAUGUUAUGGUUGACAUUGUUAACAUCAUCUUGUAAUAUAUUCAUUGGACGUAUACAUAUUAGAUCUUAUUACCAUAGGUACAUAUACUUACAUAUUAUAGUUUAACACUGAAGUUGUAAAAAGGUAAAUUUACCUAAUAUAACAAUAAUAGAUAAUGUUAUCUUUCGUUAUCAAAGCAAAUACAAUGUAUAUGUUUGUAUCAGGUUAGAUCAAAGCAAAUACCAUGUAUAUUUGCAUCAGGUAAGUGACAUACGAUGUUUAUAUGUAACUAAAACUAUCAACAUCAUAAAUAUACACACUCAUUUUAGUGUCACACAAUGCAUAAUUUUGUACCGGUAUGUCAUACAAUUUAUUACUAUACUUAGUGCCAUACAAUGUUCAUCUUGACCAUGUAUCUCGUACAUAACAUAUUAACUUUAUAAGACAAUGAUAUGUUACACAUACCAGGGUACUACAUCGUACAUUCGCCUUCUGUAAUCUAAGUGUAGUACAAUGUAUAUGUUCUACUCAAUUUACUAUAUAUAUCAUACAAUGAUAUGUGUUGAGUGUGCUACUGUCAGUAAUAAAUGUACAAACAUGAGUUUUAUUCAACAAAUGUGAAGUACCUUAGUUUCUGCAUGCCUUUCGUAAUAAUAUAAGUCAUCAAUAAAGAAAAAAAGAAAA